This is a messenger RNA of Oryzias melastigma (Indian medaka), 4057 nucleotides long. RefSeq names its product hypocretin (orexin) receptor 2 (gene hcrtr2). Gene Ontology annotation, cellular component: membrane. The record is from RefSeq and is a predicted model, not a curated record. Bases 354 to 1628 code for a protein of 424 amino acids. Gene Ontology annotation, biological process: G protein-coupled receptor signaling pathway; circadian sleep/wake cycle process; feeding behavior. NCBI's taxonomy places the organism in Eukaryota, Metazoa, Chordata, Actinopteri, Beloniformes, Adrianichthyidae. The transcript has 7 exons. Gene Ontology annotation, molecular function: orexin receptor activity.
CUUUUUCUUCUCAAGAUUCACUUCUGCCUCCAAGCAGAGCUUUAUCUAAAUGCCCAGAUUAUAUGAAAUUGAUAUGUGAGGGAGCCACAUAACUUCUUAGCCGAAGAAAGCUCGUGCACGUGGACGCACGCCAGCACCUGAGGUGCCAUCCUCCUAAUACUUUGACUUGUUAGAUUUGUCAUCAGCAGCAUCCCUGGUGUCUGACUGCUGUGACGAUGAUAGAAACAGCGGAGGUGCCCUCGUCAUCCUAACAGCCUUAUUAUCAGUGCGCGCCGCGCGCUCUCGUUCGCAGCCAACCCGACCAACCUGCGGCCGCAGCGCACGCACGGUCAAACCCACCAACACCGCGAAGGAUGUCUGGGAUCGCUGGGAAUUUGGAUUGCAAUGACUGUUUUUCUCCUUCCCAUUCGUCCAACAGCUCCGACUCCCACGCGCACUCCACCAUGGAUGCGGAUGAGGAACUUUUGAAAUACAUCUGGGGAGAGUACUUGCACCCAAAGCAAUAUGAAUGGGUUCUAAUUGCGGCUUAUAUUAUUGUAUUCAUCGUCUCGCUGGUGGGAAAUUCGCUUGUUUGUUUUUCAGUGUGGAAAAAUCGCCACAUGCGCACAGUGACCAACUACUUCAUCGUGAACCUCUCCUUUGCGGACGUUUUGGUCACCAUCAUCUGCCUGCCUGCGAGUCUUGUGGUCGACAUCACAGAAACAUGGUUUUUCGGAAACACACUCUGUAAAGUCGUCCCUUAUCUUCAGACAAUCUCUGUUUGUGUGUCAGUUCUGACACUGAGCUGCAUCGCCCAGGACCGUUGGUAUGCGAUCUGUCACCCGCUCAUGUUCAAGAGCACAGCCAAGAGGGCUCGCAAGAGUAUUGUUGCCAUCUGGGUCGUGUCGUGCAUAAUCAUGAUUCCUCAGGCCAUCGUGAUGGAGUGCAGCAGUCUGCUGCCUGAACUUACAAACAAAACCAGCCUGUUCACAGUAUGCGACGAACACUGGGGAGAUGAGAUCUACCCAAAGGUUUAUCACACCUGCUUCUUCAUCGUUACCUACUUUGCACCUUUGUGCCUGAUGGUUCUGGCAUAUAUUCAGAUAUGCCACAAGCUCUGGUGCCAGCAGAUUCCUGGAAACACAUCAGUGAUUCAGAGGAAAUGGAAGUCCAUCCAGUGCUCGGCUCCAAGUGCGGCUCUCGGCGAGGCGGCGAGGGUCAGGACCAGCACAGUCUGUGCAGAGAUCAAGCAAGUCAGAGCCAGACGCAAAACAGCUCGCAUGCUGAUUGUGGUGCUCUUUGUUUUCGCUCUGUGCUACUUACCAAUCAGCGUCCUCAAUAUUAUGAAAAGAGUUUUGGGCUCCUUUAAGAACACAAACGAUAGAGAGACAGUGUAUGCAUGGUUCACCUUCUCUCACUGGCUCAUAUAUGCGAACAGUGCAGCCAACCCCAUCAUCUAUAACUUCUUGAGUGGGAAGUUCAGAGGAGAGUUCAAAUCCGCCUUCUCAUGCAGAUGUUGUGGCCAGCGGCAAAUUCAGACAAAAAGGACGACGACCAGAGCCAGCGUGGACAGCAAAAAGUCUAUGUCCACUCAACUCAACAACAUGGACAAUCUGUCUCGCAUGUCAGAGCAAAUCGUUUUGUCGUGAAAUACAAACUUGGAAUCCUACAAACUAUUUAAAAAAAGCUCAAUUUUAAAAGUCCAACUUUGUUUAUAUGAAUAAAAUAUGAUUUCUGACUUGAACAAAAAAAGAGAGGAGCUAACAACUGGUUAAAAAUAUUGUUCAGUGCUGUAUAGUGCAGUAUGGCUUCUUAUGAGCUGCUUUCUCCAUAUGAUUGAUAUUGUUUCAGCAACCAAAACAAUAAGGAAAAUUCAAAUUGAAUGUAUUAAUUUUUGUGAAGUUUGACAGGCAAGCAGGUGUUAAAUCGUUGUGAUGCUCUGAUGUUCAUCUUUUAAUCUUAAAUUCCCAUUAAUGAGGGAAUAAAUGCACCAAAGGCAUGUGAAUGUUGGCACUUUGUACAGGCUUUCAGUCUAUUUACAUAACUGUGAGAAAAAAUUCUAGUUUUUUUACAGAUAUCAUCUAAAAAUAACUACAGCCAAUCUCUCUGAAUGGUUAUAUUUGCAGUUCCUGACAUGACGGGAAUUUGUUCGCAAAUAUACAAUUUUAUGCAAAACCAAUGAAAAAAAAAAUCACCUUUGAUCAAAUUACUAGUUAUUAUAUUAUAAUAACUGGUAAUUAUUUCCAUUGUUGCAUCUAAUUUUAGCAACAUUAAUGUGUCAGAGAUGCAAACAUUUUCAGACAGCCUCCAGAAAAGACAGCUUGAAAGUGUACAAAUAUAAUAGAUGCAGGAAAGGGAGGAAGAGCCAAAAUAUAAAAUAUAUAUAUUUUUGUCUGUUUCCAAGUUUUUUUAUUACCAAAACCAUACAGUAACCAAAUAAUUUUAAGACCCACUCUGAUAAAAAAAUAGCUUUUUAGGUGUGCUUAUCAUGUUCUUGUGGCAUUUUCCUGAUGACGGAGGACAUAUGUGAAGAACAUUAAGCUCAACCUUUCAUUUCUGCGAUUUCUUUGUUCAAAUCCUUGUAAAUCAGGAGCAGAUGAGAAAAUGCAGAAUGAAAAAAAGCUAAUUUUUUAUGUGGAAAAAUAUUCCUUGCAAGCUCUCUGCUCCACUCCAUUCUGAUGCAUUAACUUGUAGACAAAUAUUUCCAUGUACGUCUUUGGUUUCCUCAUCCGAGCUCACAUCUGGCUCAAAACUGUACGUCUGGAUAAGUUCCAAUCUUGCAUAAUCUUGUAUGAGUUCUUUCUAUCUUUUGCUACUGCAGAGACUUGUCGAUUCAUAUUUAGUGAUUUAAAUAAUGCUUGGAAGAUGCGCAGAUGUGUGGCGUUAAAAUAAAAGAUAAAAAAUGCUGCUAUAUUCCAUCGCCCACUAUGGUUUCAGCAGCCGCUUUCGGAGCAGAGAAGCCAACUGUCCAGACCCGAAUCUUUUUGUAAGCAUUUGUAAUCCUAAUUGCUUUUGGAGACAAACUCAUAAAUUGUCAAUUAGUGAAGAAUGUUCAGGCAAAGAAAUUGACUCAUAAACCAUUUUUUUGUUUGUUUUUUUCUAAAUAAAAACCUUUCUCAUCAGUGGAAAAAUGUGCAGUUUGAUGAGCAAAUGUAAAAGCAAUCCCCAUAUUUACACAGUAGCAAGAAAAAAAACAAAUAGCAAAACUUUUAUUAAGUCAAAGCACAACCAGAGUAACAGUCAGUUUUUCCUUUUGAUCCAAAAACUGAAGAGACAACAAAUAAAAGCAAGAAUUUCUCAUUAAAAGAACAAAAAGCACAACAGGAAAGGUGCUGUGAUGUAGGAAUAAUGGAAAUAAAUAAAUAAAUAAAUUUAAAAAACAGUCGCAGUAAUUCUGCCCAAAAACUCAGCACAGGAAAAAAAAAGAUUUUUAAAGAGAAAUUUUAAACACAUAAAUCUCAUUUCAUUUAUACUAUGACUUGUCUGUCUUCUCAUUAAAAAAAUAGAUUUCAAUUUUGAUCUGCCCACCACCCCAGUCUGCUUUCCUAAAUCACUGGUUUUAUAAACAAAAAAAAAAAAAACUGAUUUGUUAAUUGUAAGUUUUCUGUUUGCUUAAUUCAGUAUCAAUUUAUGUUUUAUUCUAAUAUAUGAAAACAAACUUGAUUUUUCUAUGAAAACAAUGAUCACAGAUCUGAAAACAAGUCAGCUUUUACACCACCUCAGAGCUCGUCUUUGCUUUUCUUCAUUAAUAGUAUAAUUAUUUAUUGACCUAUUGUAUAAUUUUGUGAUGUUGGGGUGGAACUGAGCUCUGGAUGUGAAGUUGCAACCCCCCCCACUUCUCCUUUAUUUUCUACUAUUAAUGGUUCAAGGACAGAAAUUCUUAUUUUUUUUUUCAUAAAUGUUUGAGUCCUGUUUUUGUAUUUAUUAUGUGAUCUAUUGCAAUUUAAUUGUAACCCCAGAGGUUUGUUUUCUUAUCAGUUACUCAUUUUAAAGGUCAUUUGUUUUUUAUGGUGCAAAACUUGGAUCAAUAUUUGUCAAUUUUUUGUGUGAUUAUUAAAUGGAAUCUGUUUGCAUUAUA